AUGUCUGGUCACCCGUUUGGACUGCUCGAGCAAGCAGACGAAGAUGCAUUGCACACGGCGCGCUUACUCAAUGUUGAGGAACGUCCAUUCGCACGCGUUACCAAGCGAUUACUAGGCAAAGACUCGCUCCUCAGAUCCCCAGCUCAACUACCGACCCCACCGCCUGACGACUCGGGCGCAGACCAGGAUGCAGAACGUCAAAAGCAAGAGCAGGAGAGAAGACAAUGGCGUGAAGAUGUCAUGGUCGAUUUUGCCCUUCUGGAAAGCACUUUUAUUCGCAUCCAGUUCCUCAAGGACAGCAACGAGAAAGAGCGUCAAAGAUAUGCAGACGAGAAGACCAAGAUCCUGGACACCGCCCAAGCCGUGCGCGAUAACACUGCAGAGCUGCGCAUACAGUUGGAAGAGGCUCAGAAGACUUUGACCUUGCGCAAGGAAUAUGAUGUGCUUGCUGAGAAGAUUACCGGAAAUCGCAUGCUCAAGCCGAGGGAAGAGCAGCGUGCAAGUUUGGAGAAGCUCAACGCCGAGAUUUCAGACCUGGAACACGAAGGUCAAGAAUACGAGCAAACAUGGAUAGAGCGCAAGGAACAGUUUGACAACAUCAUGGCCGCUGGAAAGCAGAUGCUCAGAGUCAUUAGGGGUGAAAAGGACGAACCGGAGAAGGACGAAACGAUGGAAGAUGGCGAGGAGCGCGAAGAUGGCGAGGCCACCAAAGAGAACAGCCGUAUGGGUACUCCUGGACCUGAAAUGGGCGGCGAAGACGAUGAUCCAUCAAAUCCCAAGCGCAGCAGGGGAGCAUCGCAGGCUACUGGAGCAAACACACCCGCCGCAGGAGCCACCUCACAAACAUCUGAUCUCGGAGAUACAAUUCCCGCUCCAGGAGAGAAGCCACUGGAUACGGACAUGAUGGAGGCCGGCGAAACGCCUCAACCAGCACCAGUCACGGAGCUCGAAGAAGGUGAAGCAGCAGAAGAUUCGGCCGAAGAAGGCGAACACAUGGAUGUCACCUAG
This is a messenger RNA of Aureobasidium pullulans EXF-150, 1008 nucleotides long. RefSeq lists its product as uncharacterized. Gene Ontology annotation, cellular component: THO complex part of transcription export complex. The transcript has 2 exons. The record is from RefSeq and is a predicted model, not a curated record. Gene Ontology annotation, biological process: mRNA processing; mRNA export from nucleus. The coding region runs from base 1 to 1008 and encodes 335 amino acids. Lineage: Eukaryota; Fungi; Ascomycota; Dothideomycetes; Dothideales; Saccotheciaceae.